Molecule: messenger RNA, 1232 nt
Organism: Malaya genurostris
Lineage: Eukaryota; Metazoa; Arthropoda; Insecta; Diptera; Culicidae
Product: fatty acid hydroxylase domain-containing protein 2-like
Exons: 3
Coding region: 231-1142 (303 amino acids)
Biological process (GO): sterol biosynthetic process
Molecular function (GO): C-4 methylsterol oxidase activity; iron ion binding
Source: RefSeq, a predicted model, not a curated record
AACCAUCGUCGCAAUUCAUCGUUGCAGUAUUUGUUGCUUGUACCCCCACCCAUACACGAUCGGGGAAAAGUCAUUCUUCAAAACAUCGCUAGUUCCCGUACACUUGGCGUUGUGCCAGUACUGUUCCAGUUCUACGGCCGACUUAUACCCAUUCGGGAGCACAUCCAAGCUAGAAAGAUUCGCUCGCUAUCGGAAUAUUGAAGACAUCGGGCCCGCAGUCGCAGAGCAUCAUGUCGGCGGGUAUCGAAAUUUUCGAUCUACCGGCCCGGCAUUUUCGGCUGUUUUGGGGUGCCUCCGGUGAUUUGUGGCAAUCGCUGUGGGAUCGCUUCCUGGAUGUCACAGGCGAUGAUCCGUUCCGUCUGUGGAUAUUCGGAACCCUGGUGUACACCAUGAUCCUUUACUGGACCAUCGGAAGCGUGUACACUCUGUUUGACGCAACCAAUCGACCGGCUUUCCUACGUCGUUACAAGGUCCAACCGGGUACGAAUGAACCCGUAGACAGCACCCGGCUCAAGAAGGUCAUCCAACAAGUUUUGUUUAACCAAAUUUGCACCGGACUACCGAUGCUGCUCGGAUUGUACCAUCUGAUCAAACCACAAAACACGGCAACUAUUCGCCAUCUACCGACCUUCCAAACGGUCAUCUGGCAGCUGGUGGUUUGUGUUGUAAUCGAGGAAUUCGGUUUCUACUAUAGCCAUCGGUUACUGCAUGAUGGCCGCAUCUACAAGUACAUUCACAAGCAGCACCACGAGUGGACGGCUCCGAUUGCCAUCACCGCCAUGUAUUCCCAUCCGGUGGAGAAUAUGUUGAGUAAUUUACUUCCGAUCGGAGUGGGAGUGUGGGCCACCGGAUGUCACAUCUCCGUCGCUUGGUUGUGGUUCACGCUUGCCAUUUCCAACACGCUUCACGUGCACUCCGGCUAUCAUCUUCCGUUUCUGCCGAGUCCAGAGCAGCAUGACUUUCAUCAUUUAACGUUUACUCAAUGCUACGGAGUGCUAGGGGUACUGGAUUGGCUGCACGGUACAAACACCUUAUUUAUGAACUCGAAACAAUCCGAACGGGACUACAUUCUAACUAAGUUUGUUCCGGUGCGAGAGAUUCAUCCCGAUUCCGAUGCGGUGGUCACGCAAAAACGCGACUAAUCUAACACUAUAAAAUAAUUAGAAACGUUCAGAUGAUAUUUUUAGCAUGAUAUUUUUUAGAGAAUAGAGUAACCCAAAAUAGACUGACAA